GUUUCCUCUUGACUGCAGCAACAAUGACCGACACUUCGAUCGACAAGUCGUCUGAGACGGAGCAGCGAGAGGGCAUGUGGCAGCUAUUCGUUCGUGGCGUUCGCGAUAAUACGGUGACUAUCGACGUGCACGAGGAUUCAACAGUGCAUGAUUUUAUGGUGUUAUGUCAAAAGAAGACAGGAGUGCCUCCUAAUGAGCAAAGGAUUAUUCAUGCUGGCAAACAACUUGAGGCAACAGGAGGCAAGAGGCUAAAAGAUUACCAUGCUACAGGACUAAAAAACAAGUCAACUCUCUUUAUGGUGCUUCGUCUUCCUGGUGGCUCUGAUUCUCUGCCUCCCACUGCAAAAGUCUUGGAUGAUGGUGUUCAGCUGACAGAUGAACCCGACAUGAUCACAUGGGAUGAAGAUCCGGAUGGCCAGCGAGCUAAGAUGUCAUGUGGUCAUGCAAUUGGUCCAGAGUCUUUGACGGCAUAUUGCCGAAGUUUGCUGACCAGUGGCAAGUAUCGCUUUAUUUGUCCUUAUGUGUCACCAGAUUUAAGCCAGCAUUGCAAUAAGGAAUGGGCUUAUGUUGACGUGAGACGUUUAGCUGUGCUAACCAAGGACGAGCAACGUGAGUUUGAAAUCAAGAUAUCAGAGAACUACCUUCGUAAAGCCAUGGGAAUCCAGGAAUGUCCAAAGUGUCACUCAUUAUGUGAGAGAAAAAAUACGAAAGAUCGUCGUAUUGUCUGUAUUCUCUGUUCACGUGAGCCUGGUGUGACACAGCAGUAUGAGUUUUGUUGGUGUUGCUUGCAUGAAUGGAUCAAUAAGAGGAGCGUCACUGAAUGUGGUAAUGCAGAAUGCAAUGGAAAAGAUCCACGUCUUCGCAUUCUUCAAGAGGCGUCUGAAAAGGAGGUGGUAGGUGUCAAAUGUCCAUCAGUGCGAGCAUGUCCUGCAUGUGGCAUGAUGAUUGAACACACAGAAAGAUGCAAGCACAUGACUUGUCUGUGUAAUACCGAGUUCUGCUUUAUCUGCCUGAAAAAGAGGGAGGGUGGCCAAUGGAAGUGUGGAUCAUUCAAUACCAAAUGCACACCUGCAGCAAGGCAAACAACAAUACCAGGCGCUUGAGGUUUUUUAUUGAACUCAAGCUGUCGUGUGAAACCUGCCUGAUUAAAUUGCAGGAAGGUGGACUCUGAAUGUGUUGUUGCUGCCUAUGGUUAGUUAGCAUGCUCUGUUGUUUGGUAAAUUGAAGGCUUUGUGCAGUAUGCUUUUGCUGGGGUGCCGUAUUUUGUGCUUUACCUCAUUUAUAAUAAACAAGUCAAAGCAUUGUGUUGCAUCAUUCAGUUAAUAAA
Molecule: messenger RNA, 1327 nt
Organism: Corticium candelabrum
Lineage: Eukaryota; Metazoa; Porifera; Homoscleromorpha; Homosclerophorida; Plakinidae
Exons: 2
Coding region: 24-1103 (359 amino acids)
Biological process (GO): modification-dependent protein catabolic process; protein ubiquitination
Cellular component (GO): nucleus; cytoplasm
Molecular function (GO): zinc ion binding; protein tag activity; ubiquitin protein ligase binding
Source: RefSeq, a predicted model, not a curated record